CUCUCCUCUGGCUUUUUCCAGGCUUCAUGUCAUACCACGGCUAAUUCCUGAAAUUCCUGCCCUCCUCUCGCUUCAAACAAACGGCUUUAAGGAAGGAGACGAGGCAGCAGAAAACAAACAAAGGGAGAGAAAAAAAAGAAAAGAAAGAGAAAAGGAGAAGCCUGACUGAGGAGGAGAGUCACUUCAUUCAUUUUCAAAACAAAAAAAAGAAAGUAAGGAGAAAGAAAUUAGAAAUUGCUGCACCUGUGUCGGCCUGUAUCUCCGGGUCCGUCCUCCCACAUCCAGCCUCAUCAGCACCUUCCCACCUGUGGAUUCCAAACAGGCUGAUCCACUCCCUGCAGCCUCCUCCCUCCACAUCCACCCUCAUCUCCCCCAACCCCUGACCCUCCACCCUCCGCUGCUCUGUUGUCCCCUUCCUGAUCUCCCACCACGUCUGCGGAGUGGGCGACGGCUCCCUCCCCCAGGGGCGGGAGUGAGGAGCUGGGGGACGGACUCGACAAACCCUUGGAAAAUGAUGCGGAGGGCGUGUGGAGCCCCGACAUCGAGCAGAGCUUCCAGGAGGCACUGGCCAUCUACCCUCCCUGUGGCCGCAGGAAGAUCAUCCUCUCUGAUGAGGGCAAGAUGUACGGACGAAAUGAGUUGAUUGCACGCUAUAUCAAACUUCGUACGGGGAAGACGAGGACCAGGAAGCAGGUGUCCAGUCACAUCCAAGUCCUGGCCCGACGGAAGGCCAGAGAGAUCCAGGUGAAGCUGAAGGUACGCUACGGAUUCACCGAUGAUGCAAGCUGGCCUCGGCCCUCCGUUUCCCCUUUUAGGGCUCGGCUUGCGUUGCUGGACCAGGCGGCCAAAGACAAGGCCCUGCAGAGUAUGGCCACCAUGUCCUCAGCCCAGAUCAUCUCACCCACGGCCUUCCAGAACAAGAUGGCUCUCCAGGGCCUGGCUAGGUCACCGUAUCCAACUACCGGUGGGUUUUGGCACGGGGCACUUCCAGGACAGCCGGGAGGCCAUGAAGACAUUAAGCCCUUCUCCCAGCAGAGUUACGCCAUGCAAGCGUCCGGCCCGGCCCCCAUAACAGGUUAUGAAAGCACAGCGGGGCUCUCCAUGUCUCCCAGUGGCCCUCCUUGGCAGGGUAGAAGUAUUGCCAGCUCUAAGCUGCGGAUGCUGGAGUUCUCAGCCUUCCUGGAACAACCUCAGGACCCAGAGAAUUUCAACAAGCACCUGUUUGUGCACAUCGGCCAGUCCAACCCGAGCUACAGCGACUCUUAUCUGGAGUCAGUGGAUGUCAGGCAGAUCUUCGACAAGUUUCCUGAGAAGAAAGGAGGCCUGAAGGAGCUGUUUGACAAAGGGCCACACAACGCUUUCUUUCUCGUCAAGUUCUGGGCGGAUCUUAGUGUAAACCUGCAGGAUGACAGCAGCUUCUUCUAUGGCGUGUCCAGCCAGUACGAGAGCUCAGAGAACAUGAUUAUCACCUCAUCCACCAAAGUCUGCUCCUUUGGCAAGCAGGUGGUGGAGAAAGUGGAGACGGAGUACGCACGCUUUGAGAAUGGACGCUACAUGUUUCGAAUCCACCGUUCCCCGUUGUGUGAAUACAUGAUCAACUUCAUUCACAAGCUUAAACACCUGCCAGAGAAGUACAUGAUGAACAGUGUACUGGAGAACUUCACUAUCCUACAGGUGGUGACAAACAGGGACACACUGGAGACCCUGCUGUGCGUAGCCUAUGUCUUUGAGGUGUCCACAAGUGAGCACGGCGCACAGCAUCACAUUUACAGGCUAGUGAAAGACUGACAAAGUCGCACAGUUGGACCUUACCUGAGACAGACCCACUGUAGCACCUCAGUGAGCAACAACACUAAACAAUGGACUAUACUUCCUCCGUGAGCUUACAGAGCUGAAACCUUACAACUCGGUCAGGAGCCCAGAGAAGCGCCGGCUUUUGUCGGCGUGCCCAGCAACACGACCUCUGCUGAGGAAGACGUGGGAUUUGAGACUGUGGAAGCUGAAACAGGAUUUGUGUGAGAAAAGUGACAAGAGCAAAAUAAACAGAAGAGGACCAUGAUACACUGUGGUCUCUGUGCCAGAGGAGCCAAACCUACAGCCAACAAGACCUGCAUGAGAGAGUUGUCAUAGGUGGUGUUUUUCAUCUCAUCGUAUUAGUGCUUGUUUUUUGAUUUUAGAUUCUUUUACACACGUGCAUGUGCAAGAAGGUGUUCUACAGAGGAGUCCGGCUGCCUCAGGAUGCCACCUAGUGACUUAAAUAUGAAUAACAAUGGGGAAAAGAUAUGAAAUUAAACCGAGAAUCCCUCCUUUGCACAUCCAUAAAAACGGCACUGUUGUUUUGGUGCCAAUCUUUUGAGUUAUUUGAGCGUUUGAGUAAUUAUGUACAGUGCCACAUCCAUCUCCUCUACACAGAGUUAUGAAAAGAAGAGGCUAAAAAAAGAUUUAAAAGAGCUAUUGUAUUCACUUUGUUUGAUGUUUAAUGUUCUAUGUUUCUUGUAUUGUCUUACUGUUUUUGAUUGAGAGCUAUCUGACUACAACACAAGGCACAUAAUAACACUGCUAACUUGAACCAGACCUGGAUCUGUAAACUGAAGUCGUCUGUGACUGUAACUUGCCCUGAAGUGUCAGAUAUAAAAUACAAGUGUUUCUUACGUAA
Molecule: messenger RNA, 2656 nt
Organism: Paralichthys olivaceus (Japanese flounder)
Lineage: Eukaryota; Metazoa; Chordata; Actinopteri; Pleuronectiformes; Paralichthyidae
Product: transcriptional enhancer factor TEF-3
Biological process (GO): hippo signaling; regulation of transcription by RNA polymerase II; embryonic organ development
Cellular component (GO): transcription regulator complex
Molecular function (GO): RNA polymerase II cis-regulatory region sequence-specific DNA binding; DNA-binding transcription factor activity, RNA polymerase II-specific
Source: RefSeq, a predicted model, not a curated record